GGCUGUGUUCUGGUACGAGCGCGCCUAUUCCUCUUGAUCGAGCACCCCGGCUUCCAAGAUUUACUGCUGGCUGAGCACCUCCGCGCCGACGGCGCGGCCCUCCUAUGUCAUGCCAGGAGGUGCCAAAAAGGCCGUCUUCCCAACCAUGAAUAUGCACAACCACGAGAACACUCGAGAGACGGCGGCAGAGCACCGGAAACAACUAGUCAGAGGCAAAUCUACAGAUGGUGGCAAAGAGAGUCCUGAAAAAGAGAAGGAUCCCAACGCUAAGCACAAGAGUGGUAAAAAUCCUCCAAUGACAAAAACAAUGUCUGGACAUUCAACUGAUGGUCACCACAGCGGGCACCAUCAUCACCACCACCACCAUCAGCAGCAGCCAGAUAUGAAACAGCAGACGCAGCAGCACCAUAGCCAUCACCACCACCACCACCAUGGCAGCCACCCCCAACCCCACGAACAGGCGAAGAACGUGGAAGCCUCAAGCACAACCUCUGCCAAGUAGGCACCGCAGCACAAAUAUCAAAACUAUUAUUAUUAUUACUUCCUGAAAAAUAAAUAAAAAACAAAAAUAAGCAACUGCAUAAUUAGGGCGAAUCAGAAAACUAUUUACCUGGGAUUCUAUGGCACAUUUUACAUUAUUGGAUAUUUGAUGUAAAAAAAGUCAGCCAAAAUCGCGCAAAGUUUUUUGCACAAAUUAUUAAUAAAACAAAAUUUUUACUCUCAAGUAGCAAUGUGAACAAAGAAAUAGUUUUCCAUCCCUUAAUUUUAUACAGCCAACAGAAAAAAAAACAGCCUGGUGACCAACACGUGGCAAGGCAAAUUGACACGAAGUUUAAAAAAAUUUGAGCAGCAAUUUAUAUCUUGUCUAUACCUGAUCUUUUUGCUGUGAUUUAAUCCAAUUAAACGUUAAAAAAAAAUACUAUUUGCGGCUUUUAUCACACAAAAAAAAAUAAAUAAUAAAAUUAAUUAUGAAAAAAGGAAAGAAAAAGCGCAUAUAAUACAAUAAUUAAAUUCAUAAGCACCCAGCUUUUUGACCUCGUUGAUAACAAACGUUUGCUACUCGCCAUUCUCUUCACAUGCAUCCCCUUUAGCUAUUCCAAUCGAUAAUUCCAGCCAGUCGCGGUGAAAAUUCAGGCGCACUAUCUUUGUAGCAACAGCUCCGCUAGCAUUCGCAGCACAUAUAUGUUUGCAUAAAUAUAUUAUGUAUGUACCAUGUAUGUGUAUAUAAGUGUUAAUUAAUUCUGGAGCGAGCCCCUCUGUAGCUUGCGUAUGUUGUCGGUUGCGUGUCUAUUAAUGGGCAUUCGUGUUGCCCACGCGGCCUCGUUUUGCUUUUCUUAUCUCACGCAAAUCAAUUUUCAUCACGCUCCACUUGAAACGCAGUUUCUUUAGUUUUGGCACCAACGCAGAUAACACAAACAAGAGUGAGAGUUAUUUUAAAAAUCGGUAUUUCCUUUAAGGGAAUCCAGCUAAUUAUUAUUUUGUAUCGCUUGGCUGAAUUAUUAUGUAUUUCUUUUUUGCACUAGAACUAAUAAAUUAUGAUUACAUGUGCAGGAAUAGUAUUUUCUGUAAGUACAUUUCACAACGGAAAAUGCUAUGAAUAGUUUAAAAAUUUUCUUUUUAGAACACUAAAAAUAAAAAUGUUGAUAUUAAAAAGUCAACACACACCUUUGCCGUUGAAGUAUUAUCACACCAGUGAGAUGUAGCAUAAGAAAAUUAUCUAUUAACAUAUUCAUUUGUUUAAAAAAAUGUUUUUUUUUUUCAUAUUUCCGGGAUUAUUUAUGUGAUGAGCGAUAUAUGUAAUUACUUUUUCGUGAAAAAUAUUUUAGUUAAGUUUAAAAAGUUGCAAACAAAGUUGGAUGCUGUAUAAAAUUUAAUAUUUUAGACACAUAAAUUGAAACAUUUAAUUGAAUUUUUUUUUUUUUAAACAAAACUAUAGCGUCCAAUUGAUAUAUAACAGACAGUGUUCCUUUCUUCCUUGGCCCAUUUGCCAUGUUGUUUCCUUUCAUUGAUAAUCCCAUACUAGCCAGGUGUGAAAAUCUUGUUGUUCUGAAAACUCGGCCUAACUUAGCCAUUGUUAAGAUAAAAUUACAAAACAGCCAAAACAAAACUUCAUACUUGAUAAAAAAAAUAAAAACAAAUGAUGGAUGAUUGCCAUGAUCUACUUAAAUUUCUCCAAUUCAGCUAGUUGAUUUUUUUGUGAAUUCUGAUUUUGAAUGUAAAUUCAAAUUAAUGUUUUUCUUCUCAACCAAUACUGUCAAUAAAUACUGUACAUUAAUUAAAAA
This is a messenger RNA of Neocloeon triangulifer, 2282 nucleotides long. RefSeq lists its product as uncharacterized. The transcript is spliced from 4 exons. Bases 110 to 502 code for a protein of 130 amino acids. The record is from RefSeq and is a predicted model, not a curated record. NCBI's taxonomy places the organism in Eukaryota, Metazoa, Arthropoda, Insecta, Ephemeroptera, Baetidae.